Molecule: messenger RNA, 1119 nt
Organism: Penicillium vulpinum
Lineage: Eukaryota; Fungi; Ascomycota; Eurotiomycetes; Eurotiales; Aspergillaceae
Product: PTH11-like integral membrane protein
Exons: 5
Coding region: 1-1119 (372 amino acids)
Source: RefSeq, a predicted model, not a curated record
AUGAACGCUUUAAUCCACACGCUACUUCCUCGAGGUGAUGAUAAUGGAGCUUCUCAUGGCCGACGGGCAUUGGUGGUGACUGCAGUACUGACUGCUAUCUCCACUGUCAUUGUCGCAAUGCGGUUCUAUGCGCGACUUGGUUUGAUGAAAAUCACUGGUCCUGAAGAUUGGGCUAUUCUGAUCUCUUUGAUGUUUUCCCUUAUAUAUCUCGCACUCGUCGCUGCCCAACUACAUUAUAGCAUGGGCGUUCACUCAGCAAUUCUUUCCACUCAUGUCUUACAGCAACAACUGAAGUGUCUAUGGGCUGCAAUUCCAAUGUACAACGCCAGCCUGGCAUUUACCAAAUUCUCCAUUCUCUUCCAAUAUUUACGCAUCUUCCCCGGCAAACCAUUCCGCCUCAUCUGCUAUGCCCUGAUGGCAAUCGUGGCUGCAUACUCAUCGUGGGCCGUUGUGAGUGGCUUCGUAAAUUGUGUCCCCGUGGCCAAAUUUUGGAACAAGGGCUUGCCGGGCAACUGUCUCAAAUUCGAGGCACUCUGGUUCUUCAAUGCGGCUAUGAACAUUACAACCGAUAUAGCACUACUGUUGCUGCCCAUGCCACUACUUUCCAAACUACAGUUGCCCCAAACGCAGAAGAUCGCCCUAAUGGGCGUUUUUGCUAUGGGUAUCUUGGUUGUGGUCACUAGCAUUCUCCGUCUGUCUAGUUUACGUGAGGUAGCAAAAAGCCCCGAUACUUCGUACAGCAACGUCGCAGCUGCCUACUGGACCGCCGCAGAAUGCAACGUCGCCAUUAUGUGCUCCUGUCUGCCAUUCUUGCGACCCAUCAUCAGCCGCAUCUUCCCCAGGCUUCUCGCUGCAGAUAGUUCCAAUCGCUAUACUGCCAGCAAAGCCACCGUGACAAACCUUACGGGAACUCGCACUCAGACUCGUCGUACUCAGCUGUAUAGCCACAAUCACGAUACAGACUAUGAUAUGUGUUCGAUCAAUAUUUUGACUAAGCCUGAUAAUCAUUCUGGUCAUAGUUCCCUCGGUGGCAUCGAGGUUACCACUGAGAUGAGCAUUAUGCAAGAGGCAACUCCGAAGAAGAGUACCAGUGAACAUAGGCUGGUUAUGGAUGCUUGA